CUCACCAAAUCACCAACUAGCAGUCAGCUAGCUUGUCAGACGAGAAGUACCCAGUAACCCACUGUCAACACGGUAGCUAUUCUUUGAGUGGACACCGAUAAACAGUGAUUUGUUGAGCCGACGAAAACCUGGAAACGCCACGGAGUGAUUUUUUAUUCGAAGUUAACCUGAUAUAGCAGGAUGGAAUUACCACCAGAGAGUACUUUUGAGUGGUACUGCAACAGGACACAGCUCUUCCUCAGCUCUUGGAACAAGGUGCAGUGAACUCCAUGCAUCUCGUGGUGACACUUAAACCCCAGAAGCUGCACAUAGCACUCAGUAAAAGACACUGAGAGGAAAGAACAGAAAUGUUUGCCAAGUUAAAGAAGAAGAUUGCGGAGGAGGCAGCCACAGCACCUCGGAGUGGUGUUCGUAUACCCCGGACCAUCAGUAAGGAAUCCAUCACAUCAAUGGGGGCAGACUCGGGGGAUGACUUUGCUUCUGAUGGCAGCAGCUCCAGGGACGAUCUGCCCGCCCAGCUCCUCAGGAGGAACGAUCAGAUUCGUAAGCUGGAGGCCAAGCUAUCAGACUACGCUGAGCAGCUACGAAUUAUGCAGAAGACCAAGGACAAGCUUGAAAUUGCAUUAGAAAAGCAUCAGGAUUCGUCAAUCAAGAAACUGCAGGACCAGAGUGAGUCUCACCUGGCCAGCAGAGCCAAGAUGGCAGAGGGCAUGACUUUGGCUCUAGAAAAGAAGGAUCAGGAGUGGAUUGAGAAGCUGGAGGCUGUGGAAAAGGAAAAGGCCGCCCUGUCAGCCCGAGUGGAGGAGAUGAUGGAACAAAGCCUGACUCUGUUCCAGAAAAGAGACGACCAGGAUGAACUGGAGGGCUUCCAGCAGCAGGAGCUCGCCAAAGUCAAACACAUGCUGCUGAGGAAGGAGGAGCAGCUGAGCCAGCGGGAGCGGGAGCUGCAGCAGAAGGAGGCUGAAGUCCAGUCAGCAAAGCGAGGGAUGUCCGAGGCUCGGGGGAAACUUCAGAGUCUGGAACAGCAGCAUGAUGAAAGCUGCAGACUCAACGCAGAGCUGGAAAUAGAACGAGAGGAGCUGCUACUGCUAAGAGAAGAGGCCGAUAAAAAGAUUGGUGACCUGGAGGGCCGAUGCCAGCAGCUACAGACUGUCAUCCAGCAGGUGUCUGAAGACUUCCAGAAGUCGCAGAGUAUGGUGUCAACAUUAGAGAGUUCUCUGCAAGAAUUACAGACUGAACAUGAUGCUGUAAAGCUGCAACAACAAAAGGCUGCUGUAACAGAGGAAGAGAAAGAGCGAACGCUGGUGGACCUUCAGAAGAAAGUGACCUCUCUGGAACGACGGCUGCAGGGAAACCUGAGCCAGGACGAACACCUCCAGGAGCUCCUUCAGGAGAAAUCCACCCUGGAGCAAAAUCUGGAGGAGACCAGGGCAGAGCUGCUCACAGUCCGGACAAAUCAUGCUGACACUGUGAGCUCUCUGGAGGCACAGGUGUCCAGAAUGAGCGGAAGCAUUACAGAGCUGCAGACCCUUCUACGACACAAGGAAGAGUCAUCCAGGGCCUACAGAGAGAGAACAGACACACAAAUAUCGAAUCUGGAACAGCAGAUCUCAGAAAGUAAUGAGAGGCUGAAAGUUACUGAGCAACAGAUUACAGAGGAACAGCAGCACACAGAGAAACUGAGAGGGGAGUGGAGUGCAGAGAAGGCCUUCCUCGAUCAGCAGCUGUGCCUGUUAGAGCAGCAGAGUCAGGAAAAAACCAACCGCCUGGAGAAAACCAUCAGCUCUUUACAGACGGAAAAACAGAUGCUGCAGGACAGGGUGGCUGAUCUGGAGAAGCAGAUGAAUGAGGCUCAGUCCACUGUGAAACAAAGGACAGAAGAGCUGGAGGAGAGCAGGGCGGAGCUGAACAGCCGGCAGACAGUAAGCACAGAAAUUGCAAAAGCCCUGGAGGAAACCAGACGACAGAAGGAGGAGCUGCAAACACAGGUUGGAGAACUGACCACAUCCCUGCAAACGUCACAGCAAGAACUGUCCACGGUCUGUGAGAAACUUGCUCUGAGAGAGGAGGACAUCAAAAUGCUCCACAAUGAGGUGCAGAGCCGGGAGGCGUCACUGGUGCAGGUGCAGGAGGAGCUGGAGCGGCAGCGAGCGGAGCUGCAGCAGAUGCAGCAGGACAAAGACUCUGAGUUGAGGAGCCUGAGGGAGGAGCUGCUCAGCCAGACGCAGCAGUUAGACAGCUGCCAGGCCCGGAUCUCGUACCUGGAGGUGGAGGUUGAAACCCUGACAGAACAACUGCAGAGCCCUGAGGUGUGUGAGGAGGAGCAGAAUGGUACAGUGACGGUGGACGAUCUGGACCACAUUCAGAAGGUCAACAGAGACCUGGAGCAGCAGCUCAGCGACAAGAACAGGACGAUUAAGCAGCUGCAGCAGAGAUUGGCUGAACUGAAGAGGACUCUGCAGAAGGAACUGAAGCUAAAACCUGAGCCAGAAACAGAAGGGAAGGAGAAAGCGCCAGAGAGUCGAGCAGAGAAACAGGAGACAGUUUAUCCAGUCCUACCGCCAGCGUCCAGCCCCAGUCCCCCAACCUCCAACACCACCGUGACCAACACUUCUGACCUCAAUGACUCUAGAGAAAUCAACUUUGAGUAUCUCAAACACGUCGUCCUCAAGUUCAUGUCCUCCAGAGAUGCUGAGGCGUACCAGUUAAUACGAGCUGUGUCUGUGCUGCUCAACUUCACUCGUGAAGAAGAGGACAUGUUGAAGCAGACGCUGGAGUACAAGAUGUCCUGGUUUGGAUCCAAGCCUUCUCCAAAGGGUAUCAUCCGGCCUUCAAUCUCAGGCAGUUCAUCCCACUGGAGCUGAUGAGCGGCAGACAGAGCUGAGGUGAUGAAGAGCGAAAGAAGAGACAAAGGACCGACUCAAGGAGGAGGAACGUCCUUUCUGUGGCAACUCCCAUCACUGAGCAAGGACUCGUAGCUUUAAUCUGAACAGCCUCCACAGUUUCCUCUCCAUUUUGUUCUGUGCCUGUGGGAGUAGGACUAUUUUCUGCUCUGUGGGAACAAAGAAGGGCUGUGUGGAAAACUUAUUGUUGAUAAUAAAAUGAAUUUAUUUUCUUGUUGCGGCAGAAGCAGAGAAACUUUUCGCUAAAUGCUGAAGAAAGUAGACAAACGCAUUAAUCACACUGGAGUUUUACUACCCUGAUGUCACAGAUUCAGUGUUUUCAGGUCUGUGUUAAGAGUCAAAGUAUCAGAUUCACAACAAAAGAAAUUGAGCCAGAAUUUUUUUUUGAGGUGUGUCAGUGAGAUUGGAUUUGACUCCUCUCUGGUGGACAAACGGCACAGGCUUUGGUUGGAGACGGACCUUUAGCUCGGCAUGUGUGGCUUAUUUUAAAUGAGAGGCUUUCGUAGUAAGAAAGUGUCAUUUUAAUGACCUGUGUGGGAGAGUUACUUGAAUAUUGGCUGCCAAAUGGAAAUUAAUAGCUCAGAAUUGUGAGAAAGGACCUGAGUUUGUCACUUGUAGAGUUUGAAGCUGCUUUUAAAUUCAAGCCAAACACCAAACGUUUUACCCGAUUAUUAGUGAAUUAGUUUUCCUGUGUAAGCUAUGAAAAUGUUCACAAGAUGGAGAUACAUCUGACUAUGUUUUGAUGCAAUAGGAGAAGGCAAUUUAGUUAUGUUUCAGCAUUUAAAUCAUUAGAAGUAUUUGAUCAUUGUAGUCUGUUAUAGUGGCUAAUGGGUCUAAACGCCUUACUGCUUAUUAUCAGACUGUUACUAUCAGGAGUUCAGCCUCCAAACAAAUCGUGUUUUCGUCAUUUUGUUUGAGUUGAUCCUGUUCUAACCACAGCUUUGGGUCCCUUAGCACAAAUCUACAUGACCAUUUGGGAAAAUUAACAAUAAAAACCGUGAAUGCUUUGUAAAUGAUGACUGGAGAACAUAUUCUACCUUUACCUGCCUUUGCUAAAUGUAAAUGAAAGUACAUUCCACAUGUGUAUUUAUAUAUAGAAUUAUGUACAUAUGCAUUGAGAUCUUUAUAAAUCUGUGGAUGUAAAUGGUUUGAUGUGACCGGUUGCAGUAUUUAUCAUGAUCACAGACCCAUACUGUCUUUUUGUUCCCACCUCAGCCCUUUACUGUCCCCUUUCCAUGACCAUGUGAGGUUAUUUUUACAUGAGCUUGGUGCCAAGGGGAAUCUGCAUGCCUGCUGUUAAUCUGCAUUGUUAAAUCCCUAAAGCAGCCUUUAACUGUUCUCAUUAUAUCAAAGGCCAGAAGACUCCGCAUUUGAAUCCACUCCAAUUACAUAAACACAUUACUGAAAUCAAGGAAAUAUCAGCUUUAGGUCCAGCAAUGAGGCUGUCUGACUGGAAUUUGAUGUCAUACCUUUUUUGUACGUUGGGAUGCAAGAGUACAACAGUACGCGCAGCUCUGUCACCGUGUGUUUUCUAAUGACAGGUAGCUGAUGCAGUCACCUGGGUCAUAUACUGUCUCCAUGAGAAUCUAAGAAACAAUGAAUGCACUUUUGAAUCUUAUUGAUCCUGCUGCGUUAAACCCUUAAAAACAAACUGUACAAUCACUACAGCUCCUCUGUUUUUUGCUUUAUAUGAUUUAACAAAUGCUUCCACUACAACGGUUUCUUUUCCCACAUUUCUAAAUAAUAAAUCUGAAAUAACAAAAUCUGUUA
Messenger RNA from Sphaeramia orbicularis (orbiculate cardinalfish), 4673 nucleotides. It is a transcript of the gene golga1, whose product is annotated as golgin A1. The transcript has 24 exons. NCBI's taxonomy places the organism in Eukaryota, Metazoa, Chordata, Actinopteri, Kurtiformes, Apogonidae. The coding region runs from base 348 to 2864 and encodes 838 amino acids. Gene Ontology annotation, cellular component: Golgi apparatus. The record is from RefSeq and is a predicted model, not a curated record.